This is a messenger RNA of Drosophila ficusphila, 2997 nucleotides long. RefSeq names its product GATOR complex protein MIOS (gene mio). Gene Ontology annotation, molecular function: protein binding. The coding region runs from base 178 to 2781 and encodes 867 amino acids. Gene Ontology annotation, cellular component: cytoplasm. NCBI's taxonomy places the organism in Eukaryota, Metazoa, Arthropoda, Insecta, Diptera, Drosophilidae. The transcript has 7 exons. The record is from RefSeq and is a predicted model, not a curated record. Gene Ontology annotation, biological process: positive regulation of TORC1 signaling; cellular response to amino acid starvation.
GAACAGUGUUGGGCAGAACGGACAGAAACAGCUGUUCGACCGGCUAGUGUGUGUGUGCUUCUUCUUGUUCCUCGGUGCAGUGUUUAUCUCACGUUUUUGUUUUUGCCAACUGAUAACGCGACGCAAUUUAGUCUGUAGUAAAAAUCAGUUUUUCACAUCAAUGGAAAAUUGGCCACGAUGAGCGGCAAUAUACACGGACUAAGCUGGUUUCCGCAAUUUCCCGACAAGUUCGUGUCGUGGGGACAGGAAAUCCAUUUGUACGAGGUGCGCCGCAAAGAUGAUCACAGCCAGAAAAGUCGCCUGCCUUAUAUAUCCGUCAACUACCUCGCCAACGAAACACGCUAUCAAUAUGCCCGCUGCGUGGCCGCCUCUUACCACAGUGACCAACCCAUAAUUGCAGUGGGUCUGGCGGAUGGAAAAAUCGGAAUAUGCAACUUUCGGGACACCUACGACAGCAGCUGGGAGUACACCCCCCGGCAGCAGCGCAUGUGCACCUGCCUUGCCUGGAACGAGCUGGACGCCAAUAUCCUGGCCAUCGGACACGACCGCCACCGGAACGACACCUGCAUCACCAUCUGGGACAUCGAACGUGGUGUUCCCAAGGAGACUGCAAACUUUUUCGGCGUCGGCGAGUUCGCCAACUCUAUUUGCUGGGACCGCAAUCAUCGCACAGUCAUUGCGGGCAUGAGCCAAAAGAUGAUCAAGUUGUUUGAUUUAAGACAAAGCAACGCCACCUGCCAGAGCAUUCAAACGAAAACAGUCCAGGGUCUCUCGGUGUCCCCCAAUGGCAACUAUCUGUGCAGUUAUGUGGAUUCGGUGAUCACGCUUUGGGAUCCUCGCAACAUCAAGAGUCCUCUCAGGCAAAUUCAGUCCUCGAAGAAUCACCUGCAGAUCGCAUGGUGUCCGACGAGAACGAGCCUACUAUCCUCCCUGCAAAGGGAUUCCUCAUACAUCACGCUGUACGACAUUCGUAGUGUGGAUAACGAGAACUCCGGAGAGAUCUACCAUGUGAAGCGGCAGAUAAGUCCCUUCCCGGCUAGAUAUCAGUAUAGUGGAAAGUUUGCCUUUGUGAAUUCCCUGUCUUGGCAUUCGAGGGACUUCGAAAGGGCUCUCGUUUUAGCGGACGCCUUAAAUAUCUUGGAUUUCCGACUGCCGGCAACUUUGCACACGGCUCACAGUAAUCGCCGGAAGUUGCCGCUCCUUAUGCAGCGGCCUCUGUUCACACCCGCCUCUCCUACUUCGACUACGGCGGUCACGCCCACCCAGCAGCAGCCCACGAGCAGCUGCAGCACAAACAGUGGAAGUUCCCUGGACUUCAACACUCCCGGUGGAUCCCCUUUGAAUGUGGACCUGCUAGAGCCCGAGCUUUUUGAACUCGAUCUGGUGGACGAGACUCGUCAGCGGGCUCUGGAGGAUUACGGCAUCAAACCUGUUAUCGAGUUUGCCGCGCUACAUUUGACACCGUAUCUGCGGAAUGUAUGGACCACUCUGAAUAAUGUCUACUGCGACGAUCGGUUGACGGGCUUAAAGGCCACUCUGGGCAUCAAUUUAGGCCACACUUCAGAGGCCUUGAUGGCCAGUUCCCGCAUCGAAUCUCAAGUGCUCCAAUGGCCAGAGGGCAUCAACAACUCCAACAAGCUGAUAUGCUACAGGAGUGAGCAGCGGGACCUGGCUCUUCAGCUCUGCGGCUGGGCCUUUGAACAGGAGCUGGAACGCUUCAUCGACCAGUUGUAUGCCAACAAGGAGUACAGCCGUGCGGCCAUGAUCUGCGUGUUCCACUUGAAGAUCUUUCACGCCUGCAACAUCCUUUCCUCGGCGGCGGACAACAUGAGAGAUCCCAGCAUGUACAGGAUCACGGUGAUAGCGUUGUCGAGCUUCAAUGCAGAUCGUUGCAGCUCCACUUGGCGAAAUCAGCGCUCCAGCGCCAAUAUGCAGAUAAACGAUCCGCAUUUAAGGGCCGUUUUCUCCUUUUUAACCAUGGAAAAAGAUAAUUUCGAUGCGGUCCUCAAGGAGGAGGGCGUCUCCCUCUCGGAUCGCGUGGCCUUCGCCUGCAAAUAUCUGUCAGAGACCAAGCUAGCCGACUACAUUACCCAACAAAUCCAAGCGGCCAUAGAUGGCGGCGAUCUAAAUGGUUUGCUGCUCACUGGUGAGUCGCAGGACGGAAUCAACAUACUACAGUCCUACUUGGACACCAGCUUCGAUGUGCAGACUGUAGCCCUGGUGGCCAUUAACUAUUUCCGGCAAGAGCACUUUGCGGACAAGCGCAUUCAGUACUGGAUCGCCAGCUACCUCGAUCACCUGAACAGCUGGGGUCUCUGGGAGAAGCGGGCGGAGCUGGAUAUCAAGAUCGAGAGAAUUCGCGCCUCUUCGCGCAGUUCUCGCACCGUCUUUCUGUCCUGCAACUUCUGCGGCAAAUCCGUGUCGAACGCAUUGCUGGACGAGCCUCGCCCACGGAGCACCACAACCAGCACCAACCGACUGUCCUCGUGUCCUAGCUGCCGCAAGCCGUUGCCACGCUGCUCCCUCUGUCUGAUGCACAUGGGAACGAUGGUGAACAUGAGCAACGGGGAGACCCCGAAUACCACGUCCGAAGUGUCCGGCUGGCAGACUAAGCCCUUCUCCAAGUGGUUCUCGUGGUGCCAGACUUGUCGUCACGGCGGACACACUGAGCACAUAAUGCAGUGGUUCAAACAGAACUCGGAGUGCCCCGUGUCGUCCUGCAACUGCCGCUGCUUCGACAUGGAUGGCACCAAGCCGAAUACGUUAAGAGACAUUUCCUAGCUGUCCGGAGUGCUCAUCCACAGCCCUUACACGCCCAUGCCAUACGCAUUAAGUUGUUGAUUUGUUCCAAGCGAGCGCGCCUUAAACAAACUCAGAAGUGUUCAUUGUACUUAGACAGGGGAUGUGCCCGUAGCUUUAGUGUUUAUGACCUACCAGCUUUUAGCUGCUCAAUUGCAUUUUAUACUUACAUUCAAAUAAAGGACUAUAAAGAUUAAA